ACAAGUUAAGAAGGAAACAAGCCAACAUGACCCUCUCCUCCUCCUCCUCCUCCUCCUCCUCCUCCUCCUCCUUCUCCUCCCCCUCCUUUCCUUCCUGCUCCUUCUUCUUGCGCUUCUUCCUGCUGCUCCUGGCCACGGCGGCGGCGGGGGAGGCCAUGCCGGAGCUGCUGGGGGGCCACGCUCAGAGUUACGGGCCCCCGCAGAACAACUUCGCGGCCCCGGCACCUGCCCCAGCCCCGCCUGCCUUCCGCCCUAUACCGGGUCCAUCAAGACCACAGCAGAGCCCCAACAACUUCUUUCCCGCGGUGAACGAACUCCCUCAAGCCCCAAGGGUACCGUCAGGACUCUACGACACGCCUUCCUUCGACGACUCCUUCAACGAUCCCGUGGCCACGUGUAGUCCGCAGACCUCAGUGUCCGUGCUUACUUCGACUAGGUUUGUUCCUACGACGGUGGUUCAGACACGUACCCGCGCCCUGCCUACUACUGUGUACUCGCAGGUGACGCAGACGCAGUACUACCCAUCCACGGUGAUACAGCAGCAGGUGGUGACGUCCGUGGCGCCCCCUGUCAUUCAAACCCAGACCGAGGUGGUAAACAACGUGCAGUACGUCACAAGGGCCAGGUACUUCACCGUCACCUCCUACAUCACUGACACGCGCCUCCAGUACGUGACGCAGACGCAGACACAGACGCAGUUCCAAACCCAGUUCCAGACCACCACACAAUUCCAAACACAAUUCCAAACACAAUUCCAAACCGUCACCUCUACCCAAUUCCAGACGCAGUUCCAGACACAGUUCCAGACGCAAUUCCAGACAGUCACUAGUACACAGUUCCAGACCCAAUUCCAGACGCAGUUCCAGACAGUUACCAGCACACAGUUCCAGACGCAGUUCCAGACGCAAUUCCAGACACAGUUCCAGACCGUUACCAGCACACAAUUCCAGACGCAGUUCCAGACCCAGUUCCAGACCCAGUUCCAGACGCAAUUCCAGACUGUCACCACUACGCAAUUCCAGACGCAGUUCCAGACGCAGUUCCAGACUCAGUUCCAGACCACCACGCAAUUCCAGACGCAGGUACGCACGGAGACUCGCUUCAGCACACAGGUACAAUACAUCACCCAGACACAGCAGGUCCCCCAGUACGUCACCCAAACGCAAUUCGUUACCCAGACUCAGUUCGUGACGCAGGGGCAGCCUCAGGUCGUCACGCAGACCGUCACCACGACCCGCGUGCAGCAGCAGGUGGUGACGCAGACCCAACAAGUGCCCCAGUACGUGACGCAGACGCAGCAGGGGCAGGUACAGUACGUGACGCAAACUGUGACAUCAACGCGCAUCCAGCCUCAGUACGUGACGCAAACUGUGACGUCCACGAGGGUACAAGCGCAGUAUGUCACGCAAACGCAGCAGGUUCCUUCUUACGUGACGCAGACGAAGACGGUGCAAGGGAACUGUGGCGCGCAGUCCUUCCCGGCAACCGCCACAAUGAUGGCUGGGUACUACUGAUCGCUGCAACCUCUCAUUCAUUAAUUCAGUCAGUCAGUCAGAGGUUUCAGUCCAGUUCUUCAUCUGUAAUAUCCACCAAAGAGCUUUCAUUAAACUGCCUGUCAACAAAAUGUCAGUGUACAAGGAAAAGUUUCAGCUUCCCAGUCAGUCAGUUAGUCAGUCAGUCAGUUCAUAUUCUCAGUAAUCUUCACCGUAGUGCUUUAAUGGUACUGUCAGUCAAGAGAGGAAUGUAUUUUUUUAGUUCUUUCAGUUAGUCAGUCCGUCAGUCAGUCGGUCCGUCAGUCAGUUAUGAAUACGACUAAUGAGAGAAAGGGAAUUGUGGGAUGACUUUCCACUUCUUCCUGUCAUCUUUUCAUCAGGCAUUCUUUCAUCCCCUCCCUCCUCCCUCCCUCCCUCCUCCAGUCUCCUCCUAACAUCCUAUACCCUUUCUUGCGUUCCUGUAUCCUCUCCCAUCCACGUCCAUCCUUUUAAACCCUCCUAACCACAUCCUACGCAGAUCCUUCGCUCCUUCAUUCUCAUCCCUUCCUUCCUAAACCAUUAACUUUAUGUUCCCUUCCUAUCUAUCUCUCUUCAUUUCCUCAUCCUCUCUCGUCCCUUUCUUCUUCAUUCCUUCGUUCCUUUAUUAUCAUUCCCUUCCUUCCUACUCCGUUCAUAUUUCCUUCCUGUCUAUUUUUCUUCAAUUUCUUCAACCUCCCUCGUCCUUCCCUCCUUCACUCUCUCCCGUCCCUCCCUCCUUCACCCUCUCUCGUCCCUUCCCCCCUUCUUCCCUUCAUCCCUUCACCUCUCACCACUGUAGGAGGUCACAGUGAAGGGCGUCCUGAAGGAGUUUAGUGAAGGGAGCACCCGAGACACACCCCGCCGUAAGGAAGAUGUUAGUUAUUGUUUCUAAAAAUGUUCCCAGUCUCUCCAGCAGGUUAAAAAAUAAAUAAAGGUUGAUGGAGAUGGAAAAAAAAUAAAGGAAUCUCUCUCUCUCUCUCUCUCUCUCUCUCUCUCUCUCUCUCCUGACUGAAUGCUUUACAAUCACAAAUUAAUCCCUAAAAUAAGCUUAAAAAUUCUGUUUAACUAUUUUUUUAAUCACUGUAUAUUUUUCUAGUAUUGUUAAUAUGUACGUAAGUUAAGGUUACGCUAUUCUCGUUGUUGAUAUUAUCGUGUGGCGUUCCUGAGGGUGAGAGUUUUGUCCCCCCCAGUGUUUAUAUAUCACAUGGAGCCUCUAUACCUGCACUCAAUGACAGGUGUGUGACAGGUGUGCGUUCCGUCCUAUACACCAGGUGGGUGAGGUGCUAAUUGCCUCACCUGGCGUAUGGUAGUUAGUACACAAAUAUAUUACAAAGGCUUUUUAUUAAUG
Molecule: messenger RNA, 2859 nt
Organism: Scylla paramamosain (green mud crab)
Lineage: Eukaryota; Metazoa; Arthropoda; Malacostraca; Decapoda; Portunidae
Exons: 4
Coding region: 27-1514 (495 amino acids)
Source: RefSeq, a predicted model, not a curated record